UAGAAACGAUUACUAAAUAGGGUUAAAAAUGUAAUUAAGAGUUAAUUAUUAUUAAAUAUUAUUUCAUUCGGUUCGGUCGUUGUCAUUGUUUUUGCUCUGAUCGUCCUUUUAAGGCCAUGGCUUGUGCUUUUCCCUUCUUAUAUAUAAGGUCUUAUUUUGCUUAUCUAUUUCCUCUCUCGAGCAGCUAAGGGGGAAAAAAAGAUAAGGGAAAGCAAAGAGAAAGAGAACACACAAUUUGAGAUAAGUUGAGAUAUAGGGAUAGAGAAAGAAAGAGAAAUGAGAACAAGGGGAGGGGUUUGUUACCCUAGGGCUGACGUUUGUGUAGAGAAAAUAGUUGUUAAAAGGAGAGAUUUGGCCGGAGAUAAUUUGACUUGCCGAAAACGGCAAAGAUUCUCGCCGGAGAUUGCAGUAAAAAGUCAUUUGUUCGAUGCUUUACCCGAUGAUCUUGUCAUUUCUAUACUCUCCAAACUGAGCUCUACCGCCAGUUGCCCUUCCGAUUUCAUCAACGUUCUGAUUACAUGCAAGAGAUUAAAUCGUUUAGCACUCAAUUCUCUGGUAUUAUCCAAAGCAUCUCCAAAAAUGUUUGCCAUUAAAGCCAAAAACUGGUCAGAGUCAGCUCAUAGGUUCUUGAAGACCAGCGCUGAUGCCGGAAAUGUUGAAGCUUGUUACACUCUAGGCAUGAUUCGUUUCUACUGUUUACAAAAUCGAGGGAGUGGAGCCUCUCUUAUGGCUAAGGCGGCGAUUAGCUCCCACGCGCCGGCGCUUUACUCUUUAGCUGUGAUUCAGUUCAACGGAAGCGGCGGCUCUAAAAACGAUAAGGACCUCAGAGCAGGUGUGGCUUUGUGCGCUCGGGCUGCUUUCCUUGGCCACAUCGACGCCCUGCGUGAGCUUGGUCACUGCCUCCAGGACGGCUACGGCGUGCGGCAAAACAUCGCCGAGGGACGUCGGUUUCUCGUCCAAGCCAACGCCCGAGAGCUAGCGGUGGUUUUAUCAUCACCAGCUGCUUCUAACAUAUCUACGCGCUCUUGGCUUACUUGGAGCCCACACCCGAUCCCGCAUCCUAACCAACGUCAUCCGACCGUACCGGGAUGCCCGUUGCUGAGUGAUUUUGGAUGCAAUGUGCCAGCGCCGGAGGCGCAUCCGGCUAGCAGGUUCUUAGCGGAGUGGUUCGACGCUCGGGGUGGGAUGCCCGGACCGGGUUUGAGGCUAUGCUCGCACGUUGGUUGUGGAAGGCCGGAGACAAGAAAGCACGAGUUUCGCAGGUGUUCGGUUUGUGGGGCUGUGAAUUACUGCUCACGCGCUUGCCAGGCACUCGAUUGGAAGCUGCGCCACAAAGCCGAGUGCGCGCCAGUAGAGCGGUGGCUCGAUGAAGAGGGUGAUGGUGGCGACGGGAACGGAGCUGUUGAUGGAAACGAUGACGUCAACGCCGAAAGUUAAAAACGGUAACGGCGAUGUUAACGGCCUAUAGUAAUUUAUCAGUUUUAAGGCCAUAGAAAAUGAAAUAGUGGAAAUGGAAAAACGACGCCAGUUUUUUGUGGAAAUUGGAAGGGUAAAAAAAAAAAAUUCCACUACGGUCGUCGAAACGCGGCAUAGUCUUACUUUCCCCUUGAUUGUGUAGAGGGGUAAAUCGAAAAAAAAAAAUUAGGGGGGCUUUUUUUCUUUUCAUUUUAAUCCCUAAAACUUUUCCUUUUUGUACUAUAGAGCAAUAUUGACCUUAAUUUCGGUAAAUUAAAAUUCAAUAUCCGGUAUUUCCAUUUAGUUUUUUUUUUUAAAUUUUUUUCCUUA
Molecule: messenger RNA, 1785 nt
Organism: Durio zibethinus
Lineage: Eukaryota; Viridiplantae; Streptophyta; Magnoliopsida; Malvales; Malvaceae
Product: F-box protein At1g67340-like
Molecular function (GO): protein binding
Source: RefSeq, a predicted model, not a curated record